Brenthis ino (lesser marbled fritillary) is the source of this 1083-nucleotide messenger RNA. The record is from the annotation of a GenBank genome assembly. Lineage: Eukaryota; Metazoa; Arthropoda; Insecta; Lepidoptera; Nymphalidae.
AUGACACAACCAAAAGCCUGCAAACCUCUGGUCCUUAACAAUUUAUUAAUACAAAAUGUAAACACAUGGGGAAAUAUCCAAUAUAACAUUCCUUUACGGCUUUCCAACAAUGAAACAAGGACGGGAACUAGUAUCGCUCAUCGGUACAUACCGGCCAUACCACAUAGCUUGGACUGUAAAAUUGAUGAUCCACUCCCUGAAAGGGUUACAGGAAGAGACAUGGUGGUGGAGAAAGAAUCGUACAAGACUACAACGGGGGAGUACUGCGUCAAGCCAAAUCCGAAUAAAGCUAUGGAACGAUCAGAUUGCGCUAUCAAUUGUACAAGAGUCAUUUUUAUGACUGGUGUUGAAAAACGAUUGCAAGGUAAAAAUAUAACGCAGCCAAUUAUGAUUUCUGAAAUGAAAGAUACUUUUAGAGGUGCUACAAGGUCUCCUACUGUUCCUCCAGAUUACAUUGUGAAACCACCUGAUCCUGAAUAUAUUUUUGACGUAGUAGCUGCCGGUAGAAAUGAGGCUCCAGUAAUACCAUACAGUGCGGGUGGUUUCCGUAGACUUCUCGACCCAUACGUGUCUACCUACAGAGCGUACCAUAAGCCUUUCACCGUCGAAGACCAAUACGGUAUAGGAGCGAAAGAUCAGAUUACUUUCUAUUCAGAAUUUAAUGUGCCUAAGGUAAAAGGUUUUGGCCCUAAACAUAAAGAGAUUUGGAUGCCCCUAACUGCUAAAGUACAUAGAGGCGUCUAUGAUAGAAUACAUGUGAAGAAAGAGUAUAAAGAAGUAGCAGCUUGCCAUAAUCCUGUAAAUAAUAUUAAGGGAGUCUUCGAAUCAGAAAUGAAAAAGAAGUACAAAGUACCAUUCGCUUCGUCUUCUUUAGCGUCAUGGGAUCAUGGAGAGAUGUUCGAUUUGGCACCGUUCCCCCCUAACCCGUACCAAACGAAUAUAGCGCCUUUUAUGUACUGCAGUGACUACUGUCAUAUAGCCCAAGGAACUCCGCCGUAUGCAGUGAUAGAUCAACUUAAACAUAACAGAAAAGCACAUACGCCAUGUGUCCAAAAAUUUAUUGUUUCUAGAGAUUUUACUCCA